GUAUUUACAUCAGACUGUUCAGGGUCAGAGUCCAGUGCAUUUCUACUGAGAGAAGAAUAUAAUAAUACUAAAUGCACACAGACCUCUCAUCAAACAGGAUGAAAAAGGUGACAGCAUUCCUCCUGACAGGGGUCCUGGCAAUGGCACAAUGUGCUGACCCUGACUCCAUACCAGUGAAUGUGGCUUUGAGAGGAAAAGCAACUCAGUCAUCCACAUAUAGCUAUAUGAGUCGCGCUGCAAAGGCCAUUGAUGGAAAUCGUGAUGGAGUGUUUAGUCGGGGAUCCUGCACCCACACUGAAGGUGAAACUAACCCCUGGUGGAGACUGGACCUAAUGGAUGUGUACAGAGUGACCUCAGUGACCAUCACUAACAGAGUAGACUUUUCUGAAAGGAUCAACAGAGCUGAGAUCCGCAUCGGGAACUCCCUGAAAAACAACGGCAACGACAACCCGCUGUGCACUGUCAUCUUAACCAUCCCACCAAUGGAAUCCAUGACCUUUAAUUGCAGUGGGAUGGUGGGUCGCUACAUUAAUGUACUUCUCCCGGGAUAUGGCCAAUUCCUGACUCUCUGUGAGGUGGAAGUCUAUGCAACCCCUGCUGCUAAUGAAGACAUUGGACCGACUCCCUCCUUUGAACCAACUGAACCAAAUCCUUUCACAGAGAACGUGGCCUUGGGGAAAAAGGCAAGUCAAUCGUCAACCGCCUUCUUGGGGAAGGCUGAUAAGGCCAUUGAUGGAAAUCGCAACACUUGGUACAGAGAAGGGUCUUGCAGCCGUACGGACAAAGAAGAAGACCCCUGGUGGAGAGUGGACCUGCUGCGUGUCUACAACAUCACCUCUGUCACCAUCACCAACAGAGAGGACUGCUGUGCUGAGAUGAUUGACGGAGCUGAGAUCCGCAUCGGUAAUUCUCUGGAAAACAACGGCAACAGCAAUCCACUGUGUGCUGUGAUUCCCUCUUUCCCACCAUGGGAGACCUUUACCUUUCAGUGUGAUGAGAUGGAAGGACGUUACGUCAACAUCUUCCUCCCAGGCUGCCACAAAUAUCUGAAUCUGUGUGAGGUGGAAGUCAACGCAAGAACCGCUCCUGUUAGCCAAUCAUCCUCCCCACCUGCUAUACAGACAGAAAAUCCACUUUUGGAGCUGAACGAGAGAGAUCCAGUCAAAGAUGGACACAAGAGUUCACAAUGCUCUGAUACAAUGAUAGUUCAUGGACAUGCAGCUUCUGGUAAGAAAGCCACCCAGUCAACACAGUGGGACGACUUAGGUGAUGCAAACAAUGCCAUUGACAGAGACUGGAACUCAAACUACAUGAGUGGAUCCUGCAGCCAUACCAAAGCUGAAACAGACCCCUGGUGGAGAGUGGACCUGUUGAAACCUCACAAUGUUACCUCUGUGGCUGUCACUAACAGAGAGGACUGCUGUUCUGAGAGGAUCAAUGGGGCUGAGAUUCGCAUUGGGAACUCCCUGAAAAAUAACGGAAAUGAUAAUCCAGUGUGUGCUGUGAUUCCAUAUAUCCCAGCUGGGCAAACCAGAACCUAUCAGUGUCAUGGGAUAGAGGGACGUUACAUCAACAUUAUUCUUCCUGGGAGAGAGAAAUACCUAACUCUGUGUGAGGUGGAGAUAUACGGCACUGCAAUUGAUGAUGCCAUCUCCAUCUUGGGAGGAGAGAUGACCCUGAUCAAGGGACUGGGUUCUUACUUGUCAUGGUUCAUGGAUGGGACCUCUGGAGGUUCUCCUGAAGAGAAUGUAGCUUUGAGGGGAAUCGCUGAACAGUCGUCUCAGUUCGAUGGUUUAACUCAUGCUAAGAACGCCAUCGACGGACUUCGCAAUGCAGCAUACUCCUCUGGAUCCUGCACCCAUACCAAACUCCAGACUGACCCCUGGUGGAGGGUAGACCUACGCAGAAAGUACAGAGUGACCUCAGUGAGCAUCACUAAUAGAAAGGACUGCUGUCAUGAAAGGAUCAACGGAGCUGAGAUCCGCAUUGGAAACUCUUUGGAAAACAAUGGCAACAACAACCCAGUGUGUGCUGUGGUGUCCACCAUCCCAGCGGGAGAGUCGGUCACAUUUGAGUGUAAUGGGAUGGAGGGACGCUAUGUCAAUGUCAUCCGCCUGGGCUGCUAUAAGUUCCUCACUCUGUGUGAGCUGGAAGUCAACGCAAGCCCUGUCCCAGUUCUUGAAUCAACUCCUUCCUCUGCCAUCGAGGCUGAAAGUGAUCACAUGGAGGUGGAUCCAGUGACAUAUAAUGGAGGUAGACAGAGGGAAACACAGUGCCCACUUACAGCACCUGAGAAUGCAGCCUCUGGUGGAAAGGCAACCCAGUCCUCUACAGGUUGGGGUGGUCAUGCAGACAGAGCCAUCGACAGAAACCGCAAUCCAGUGUACCACUCUAGAUCCUGCACUCACACUGCAGGUGAAAAUGACCCCUGGUGGAGAGUAGACCUUCUUAAAAAUCACAGAGUCACGUCAGUGACUGUCACUAACAGAGGCGAUUGCUGCCAUGACAGGCUCAAUGGAGCCGAGAUUCGCAUCGGGAACUCUCUGGACAACAACGGCAACGAUAACCCAGUCUGUGCGGUGAUUUCCCACAUUCAAGAAGGGGAUUCUGUCACCUUCCAGUGCAAUGAGAUGGAGGGACGCUACGUCAACGUGUUCCUCCCAGGGAGAGAGAAAUACCUGACUCUGUGUGAAGUGGAGGUGAACGGAAGUGCUGUUCCUGAUGUGUUGGAUUCAGGCUCCUCUCCUGAACUUACGUCACAGUCUCUUUUCUCUGCCCACACAGGUUCUCCUGAAGAGAAUGUAGCUUUGAGGGGAAUCGCUGAACAGUCGUCUCAGUUCGAUGGUUUAACUCAUGCUAAGAACGCCAUCGACGGACUUCGCAAUGCAGCAUACUCCUCUGGAUCCUGCACCCAUACCAAACUCCAGACUGACCCCUGGUGGAGGGUAGACCUACGCAGAAAGUACAGAGUGACCUCAGUGACCAUCACUAACAGAGAGGACUGCUGUCAUGAAAGGAUCAACGGAGCUGAGAUCCGCAUUGGAAACUCUUUGGAAAACAAUGGCAACAACAACCCAGUGUGUGCUGUGGUGUCCACCAUCCCAGCGGGAGAGUCGGUCACAUUUGAGUGUAAUGGGAUGGAGGGACGCUAUGUCAAUGUCAUCCGCCCGGGCUGCUAUAAGUUCCUCACUCUGUGUGAGCUGGAAGUCAACGCAAGCCCUGUCCCAGUUCUUGAAUCAACUCCUUCCUCUGCCAUCGAGGCUGAAAGUGAUCACAUGGAGGUGGAUCCAGUGACAUAUAAUGGAGGUAGACAGAGGGAAACACAGUGCCCACUUACAGCACCUGAGAAUGCAGCCUCUGGUGGAAAGGCAACCCAGUCCUCUACAGGUUGGGGUGGUCAUGCAGACAGAGCCAUCGACAGAAACCGCAAUCCAGUGUACCACUCUAGAUCCUGCACUCACACUGCAGGUGAAAAUGACCCCUGGUGGAGAGUAGACCUUCUUAAAAAUCACAGAGUCACGUCAGUGACCGUCACUAACAGAGGCGAUUGCUGCCAUAACAGGCUCAAUGGAGCUGAGAUUCGCAUCGGGAACUCUCUGGACAACAACGGCAACGAUAACCCAGUCUGUGCGGUGAUUUCCCACAUUCAAGAAGGGGAUUCUGUCACCUUCCAGUGCAAUGAGAUGGAGGGACGCUACGUCAACGUGUUCCUCCCAGGGAGAGAGAAAUACCUGACUCUGUGUGAAGUGGAGGUGAACGGAAGUGCUGUUCCUGAUGAAAUUCUACCCAGUCCCAGCAAUGGCUUCAGAAAACCACGUCGCAGACUGAAAAACGUGGCAUUGAGAGGGAGGGCAACCCAGUCAUCACAGGAUUCAGGUUCUGCUUUCAAUGCCAUUGAUGGUAACCACAACAGUAACUAUCAUGAAGGAUCCUGUACCCACACUGAACUCCAGACUGACCCCUGGUGGAGGGUAGACCUACGCAGAAAGUACAGAGUGACCUCAGUAACCAUCACUAACAGAGGGGACUGCUGUCAUGAAAGGAUCAAUGGAGCUGAGAUCCGCAUUGGAAACUCCAUGGAAAACAAUGGCAACAACAACCCAGUAUGUGCUGUGGUAUCCUCCAUACCAGCAGGACGCAACAUGACUGUUCUGUGCAAAGAAAUGGAGGGACGCUACGUCAGCAUUGUUCUCCCAGGGAGAGAGAAAUACCUGACCCUGUGUGAGGUGGAGGUACACGGUGUUGCAGCGAGAUCUCGCCGGAAAGAACUUGGUCGUCAUCUGAUAGAGAAACUAAAGAGAGGCGGGCUAGAUUUCACUGUCAAAAUGCCGUGGCUACGGCAGCCCAAGAGGUCCAAACAACGCAGCUGAAUGACAUACACGAAACACCAAAUAUUAAAAUAUUAAAACAAAUACCACCAAAAAAAUCCUGCAUCACAAAAAAUGGAACAUAGUCCUGCUUCAGAUACUGAAAAUGAUCAACAAUAAAAUGUAUAUCAAUGAAACACUUUA
Messenger RNA from Megalops cyprinoides (Indo-Pacific tarpon), 4511 nucleotides. RefSeq lists its product as uncharacterized. Bases 72 to 4370 code for a protein of 1432 amino acids. The record is from RefSeq and is a predicted model, not a curated record. NCBI's taxonomy places the organism in Eukaryota, Metazoa, Chordata, Actinopteri, Elopiformes, Megalopidae. The transcript has 28 exons.